Molecule: messenger RNA, 2802 nt
Organism: Heterobilharzia americana
Lineage: Eukaryota; Metazoa; Platyhelminthes; Trematoda; Strigeidida; Schistosomatidae
Source: the annotation of a GenBank genome assembly
AUGUUUGUUAGAGGACUGAAAUCGUAUGGCAUAACUAGUUUUUUGAUCCCGAAAAUCAGUGAUCACUUACUACUCAAGGUUUUCAAUUACAACAAUGAUCACUGCUAUUUUCGUCAGUAUUCAACUAAGAUCAUUCAGUGUGAUGUAAAAAAUUCUACUGAACAAUCAACUGAUAAAGUUUCAUCAUAUCCGAAAUAUUUAUCUUGGACGAAUUCAAACGAAUUGGCUCACUAUCUUAGUCAGCGUGUAGUAGCUAUAACUGAACAUUUCGUUGUGAUUGAUAAACCACCUAAUCUUUCUGUUUGGGGUCAUUCGUUAGCUAAGCGUGAAGUUUAUUCAACAAUCGAUCCUAAACUAGCCUGUACAUCAAGUAUCAGCAUAAAUGACUGUUUACAACAGCUAAGCAAUAUACUGGCAUCACAGGAAGAGAAGCAACUUAAACAGGUUUCUAGCAAUGAUUCAAAAAAUUCAGUUAAUGCUGUUGAAAUCCCUAAACUCUAUAUUAUCGAAGCACUACCAGCUUCUUAUUCUGGUCUCAUUUUGUUGGGUAGAAAUGAGAAAUAUACCAUAGCUGCUCGUCAAUUUUAUAAAUCUGCUAUGCUUGGAGAUGUACCUUGGACAUUAUAUCAAAAGUUUUUGAUUGUUUGUUGGGGUAAACCUCAUGAGAUACAAUCGAAGGUGAUUUCUUUUCCAAUUGCUGCCUACCAACUACCUGGUGGUAUUCAUGUUGGUUAUAGACCAUCUCCCGGAGAAAUUUCUGUUGGUUUAAAACGUAAAGGCACCAUUCUGCAAAAACGUUUACAACACACUACUAUUUCUGAAGGUUGUGCUGUCGUUGGAGAGACAUUUCAAAUUAUAAUGUUUCGCUUUUGUACAUUUAAAAUUGCAUUGAAGUUAGACAAUGGGAAAUCAAAUUAUAAACAUAGACCAUUGUUACAUCUUAAGGGAGCAAUGUUCUAUAUCGAAGAAUGGUCGAUGUUACUUUUUAUUGGUAAACCGAGUAUUAUGAAAGCAAAGUCAAUGGUCGAGUUAGGCCUUCAUUUACAAGAUUUGAAUAUGUACGACAGAUCAGCUGAAACAGUGGUUCAAGGUGAUUCAAUGUCUGAAGAACUUCUACUUUUACUAAAAAAGCAAAAGAAAGAAAGCAAAGAAUUGACAAAAACAGCCAGACGACUUGAUGGACAGAGAAGAAAAACUUUUGAUUUAUUGAUUCAGUGCUUACCUAGGGAAGUUGCAAAACAAAUACGUCAAGGGAUGCUACCUUCAGAAACUAUUAAGACGUAUGAUUCAGUUACAAUAUGUUUCACAAAAGUGGUUAAUUUCUCCAAUUAUUGUAAUCGAAUGUGUGCACAGGAAAUUGUAGGUGUACUUAAUCGAAUGUAUACCCUUUACGAUUCAAUGACUGGAUCGUAUAAUGUUUACAAGGUUGAAACUGUAAAUGAUAGCUACAUGUUAGUAUCUGGUGCUCCAAGUCCAUCCCCUUUCCAUUCUGCUCAUAUAAUCGAAAUUGCACUGGAUAUCUUAGAAUCAACAAAACAAAACCUAUUUUGGCCAAGUGAAGCUAUUUCGAAGGAUCUAACGAAAACUCAACAUGAAGAAAAUGUACCACUUCAAUUAUGCAUUGGUUGUCAUACUGGUUCCAUUGUUGCUGGAAUUGUUGGAUUUAAAUCACCAAGAUUUUGUCUAUUUGGUGAUACGGUUAAUACUGCCAGUAGGAUGAUGAGUGCUGGACUUCCAGACACAGUACAUGUGAGUUCCACCUUAGCCGAAAAUUUGUCUAACUAUCCGUAUAUUUUGGAAAGUCGAGGAGAACAGAUGAUAAAGGGUAAAGGGAAAAUGUUCACUUACUUUGUCAGAGGUCGAAAAACAAAUUUUACCACAAUAGAUACAGUCACUGGGGAAGAGCUGGACUUCAAAAAAUUGUUACAAGAAGAUAUCAGAAUCAAUAAUCAAGAAAUAGAUGAAUCAGAUGAUUUUGAUUCAGAAAUUCAUCUUGAUAAUAACGAAAAUGAUACCAGUUCGGUUACAAUUUCUGAAAUGUCAAGUAUCGCUGAUGAUUUAGAAUAUUUUCCAGAAAUUCAAGAAUUAAAUCUCAAUAAAACUAACAAUUUUACCGAUCACUUGAACACUUCAAACAAAAAUUAUGUUGAUGUUAAUCAUAAUGAAGCUUUUUAUGAACAUGAAAUUCAAUCAGAAGAAAUGAAUUUAGUUCAAAGAAAACAAAAUCAACCGGAUUUAAAACUAAUUUAUAACAUGGAAUACCCUGAUGUGUUGAAGGAUACAGAAAAUCAGUCCGCUUCAGAUUUAACCUUUACCUCUUCAAGAUCAAUUUUAUUUGAAAAUCUUGCUAACCCUCUUACACUGGGAGUGACACAAGUUGGUAUUGUUCAACCUGAGAAUCCACUAAAGUAUUUAGGUGCAUGGUUAUACAAAUACGCAGAGAAUUCUACGAAAGAAAAUUCAUAAAGUCAAUUUUUUAAAAAAAGAAUCAACCUUUCUUGUAUUUAAGGUCCACUAUAUCCAUAUGUAGACCUUAUCAUAUUUGUCUAACGUCUUAAUGAGACUUUAUGUGAUGCAUGAAUAAAUACUUUAAAAUACCAAGCCAUAUGUCUUGAAUGUUUAGCCAACGGUGCGUUGUACCACCGUUUUCCAUUUGAUUAACGUUUAACUGCUAUAUAGCGUUUUUAAGAAAAAGUUCUUAUUUCACUUUUACAUAUUCUUGGUAUAUGUGUAACUGAUUUCGAUAGAUUAUAUAAAAUUAUCUCCGUAUUUCUUUCUUCAUUGCAUUAUUCACUGUUCUUC